AUGAGGCGGGGCAGCCCGGGCGGGGGGAGCCGCGCGUCGCCCCGCAAGCCCCCGCCGCCGCCGGCCGCGCCGCCGGACGAGCCGAAACGCGAGCUGGAGGCGCUGCGGGCCGAGCUGGAGGGCGAGCGGCUGCGGUCGCAGGAGCUGAGGCGCCGCUUCGCCGCCGAGGCGCGGGAGCUGCGCGAGGCGGCGGAGCGCGAGCGGCAGCUCCUGGCCGACCAGCUCCGCUCCAAGUGGGAGCAGCAGCGUGCGCGGGAGCUGCACCAGCUGCGCGAGCGGGAGCGGCGGCAGCGCGAGGCCGAGAUCCGGCAGCUGCUGCGCUGGAAGGAGGCGGAGCUGCGCGAGGCGCAGGAGCUGCUGCAGCGCGAGCGCGACGCCGCCGUGCGCCAGGCCCGCGACCUGCAGCGCCAGCUGGCCGAGGAGCUGGUGGGCCGCGCGCGGGGCGAGAGCCGCGCCCGCCUGCAGGAGGUGCUGGGCCGGCUGCGCUGGGAGACAGACGGCGAGCAGGCCGCCCGCAUCCGCCACCUGCGUGCCGAGCUGGAGCUGGAGCGCAGCCUCUUCCUCAAGUACAUCCUGGAGCGCUUCGAGGCCGAGCAGCCGCCCAGCCCCCUGCCCCGGGCCGCGCACCGCCUGCAGGGCAGGAGGCACCAGGACGGGCCCCUGCAGAGCCUCAUGGCAGCCUGCUCCCCGGCGGGUGAGGCCUGCUCCCUGGACAGCAGCCUGUCGCCGCUGGAGGAGGCCCAGCCCGCCCUGCUGGAGGGCAGCCCCCCACCUGCCCGCGAGGAAGACGCCUGCCGCCAGGAGGAAACGGCCACGAGGGAGCUGCCCCUGGAGCCCAGGGGCGACAGCCUGGCUCUGGAGUGCUCGGACUCCCCGCCGGAAGGGAAGGUGGCUGGGUGGGCAUCCGCAGGGCGAGAGGGUGCCCAGGUAGUGGGGCAGCAGCAGGACUGGCUCUCCGGCGGCGGGUACGAACACCUGGUGAAGCAGAACUCAGACCUGCUGAGUGCCCUGGAGCACCUGGAGCAGAGAUGCACGGCCCUAAAGGAGGAGAAUUGCCUUCUGAGGAGAAGCAGCGUUCCCGAGAUGCAAGAGAAAGUGAAGCGGCUCAAGAGGAAGAAUGCUGAGCUGGCCACCAUUGCGAAAAGACUGGAGGAAAAAGCCAGGAAACUCCGAGAGCCCGACCUCCAGGUAGUCGGUGCCCCAGUAUUACUACCCAUUGACGAUUCGGAUGUGGAACUGUGCAAGAAAGCGUUUGCUCAGCAGAGGUUCAAAGAUCUGAGUGAACAAGCUAGUACCCUUCUGGCCAAGGAUAAGCAGAUAGAAGUCCUGCAGAAGGAGUGUUGGGAGCUGCGGGCCAAACUGGCUACAGGCAACGAUGGCUCAUGCGAGCUCAGUUUCAGUGACUUUGAUCACUUGUUGCGAGAGACUCAAAAAGAAGUGUUAUGGUUACAGAGACAAAUAACGUUGAGGAACCUGAAAGAGCCUCUGCAGCGCUCCCAACUUGGUUCAGACAGUUCUUCCACUACUGCUGUGUGCCCAAUUCAGGAAGCAUGCGUACCAAACAUGGAUGCCAGUUUAGAUGGCUCAUGUUUUCCAAAGGAGACACCAACAGGAUCAGUUGCUUUGGGGAAGGGCAUAGAGACAGUAGUAUUACCAUUGGGAAAUAUGUCCGAGAAACAUGAAAACACGCCUUUAAAGACCGACCCAUACAGCAAAGAGCAGAUAGAGCAUUUGGAAAUAGAGCUGGGUAAAAAAUACCAGCAAUGUGAAAAUCUUGAGCAAGAAAUAGAGAAGAAACAGAAAAAAUGUAAUGAGUUGGAAAUGCAGUUAAAAGAAGCCCUGAAUAAGAAGCAGUAUCACAGUAAAACUGAACAAUUUAAUCUUCUGUCUCAGAAACUUGAACAGUUCCAUGUAAAAAAACCUGAUGUGACUUCAAAGUUGCCAUGCACUAUAUGUUUUUCCACAGCACAGAUCUCUGCAGAAGAUUCUUUUUCUGGAUCUAAAAGUCAAGUCAAAGAACAGGAGUCCCAGACAGACUUCUCAAAGUCAGAAUCAGGGCAGAGUAGUCCCAACUCCUGCCCUUCCCCAGAGGAAGAUACUGCAAAUGAAAUAGAAGAUUUGGAGACAAAUGCAUUUUCCCUUACUGUAGAAGCACAGAGACAAGGUUCCGCAAAACUUCGAGUCUUCUUAGCUCGAUAUAGCUAUGACCCUUUUGAAGGUCCUAACAAGAACCCUGAAGCAGAGCUUCCAUUGACAGCUGGAGGAUAUGUUUACAGUUUUGGAGAUAUGGAUGAGGAUGGCUUUUUUAAAGGAGAGCUGAUGGAUGGCAGAAGAGGGUUGGUCCCCUCUAAUUUGGUAGAUGAAGUUUCAGAUGAUGACCUGAUGGCCUCUGUGCCUCCAGAGCUAGAUGACCUGUCACAUGUGUCAUAUCAUGAAACGAGUUUCCUGAGCAGAAGUGUUAGCAGUGGAGAAAAGAGUAAUGGUCUUGAUAAAAAAAUAAGUAUCAGUAUGUUAACUAAUAGACUAGAAGGAGACACUGAGAUGCCUAGUGAUUAUGUCAAAGUGCCUUAUCCAAGAAACCUGACCCUAAUCAAGCAAUUAGCAAGAAGCAUUAUUAUAGGUUGGGAGCCACCAUUUUUGCCAGCUGGCUGGGGGGAUGUGCAGAGCUAUAACGUUUAUGUAGAUAAAGUGCUAUACCAAAAUGUAAGGUUUGGCUGCUGGACUGAAGUAGUGAUUGAGAAUCUGGAUUUAAAUGCUAAGACCUAUCGGAUUUCUGUUCAAAGUGUAAUGGAAAAGGGAAAUUCAGAUAAGAUGCAGUGUACUUUCCUUAUAGGGAAAGAUUUUCAUAAAGCACCAGAACUUCUGAAAAUAAGGAGCAUCACCGCUACUUCAGCAGAGGUCAUGUGGUUACCAAGCAGCAGCAAUUAUACUCACGUGGUUUACCUUAAUGAGAAAAAGUAUGAUGUUACCAAGGCUGGGAUUUAUUGGUACACUUUCCAAAACCUACAACCCAACACUCAGUACACUGUACAAGUGGAUGCACAACCUCAGAAGAUGACAUGCAAUCUAUCCCUGGAGAAAUGGAUGCAGAAAUCGGCAACAAUUGAGUUUGUUACUCCAUCAACAGGAUUACCUGAUGCUCCACUUGAUGUUCAGGUAGAGCCUGGUCCCUCAGCAGACAAUCUAGUUAUCAGUUGGCUGCCUGUGACAAUAGAUACAGCAGGAUCAUCCAAUGGGGUACGAGUCACAGGUUAUGCUGUGUAUGUGAAUGGUCAAAGAGUAACAGAAGUUAUGUCUCCAAUAACUGGGAGUGUCCUAGUAGAACUGUCGCAGUUAGAGAUCUUCCAAGUGUCUCAGAAGGUUUCUGUGAGAACAUUGUCUCCUUAUGGAGAGUCAGUGGAUUCUGUGCCAGCUCUGAUACCCUCGGCAUUAUUGAUAGGAAAGAGGAGGGAAUGUUCAAAGUCUGUGCCUACCAGCCUGACCCCUGAACAUCCCUGUGGGGAAUUCGUAGACUCUCAGCGUGUAAAAAAUCCUCUGACACAUAGCACAUCUUCCCUGUCUUCACAGUUGGAUUUGGCCAGUAAAGAUAAGAAACGUACAGUUUGCUUCACCUCUAACUGCAGAGAUUCACUUACUUCCCUGCCAGCAAACGUCUCCCCACAGCAAUUGUUCACUUCCCACAGUUCUUCCUUGAUGCCUGAGCUUGCCAUGUCAUCAAUGUCACACAUUCUGAGAAAUGAAUAUGAUGAUAAAUGUGUGGCACAUCAACCGACAUCAGUCAGUGUACAGUCUUCGAGCCUUGCCUUUCCUGCCAGAUGGUGUGAAGAAUCAGCCAGUGCUAGGACUCCAAAAGACAUUCAGAGAAAGAGAACCGAACACCUCUUUUUAACCCAAAAUGAUGUGUUAAAUCAGGCAGAUGCCAGCAACAUCAAAAUGUCCAUGACGACCCAUUAUGUGAACUCUGAGGACAAGCCUGUGAAAGAUUCAGCCAUUCAGAGACACAUUGAGAGAUAUGACAGGAAUUGGUUGAAUUCUGUUCCUCAGCUGUGCUCUAGCCAAGUUGAAUUGCAGGAAGAGUAUAAUAGAGACAUAGAAAUAAAUACCUUAAAUGUUCAGGAGAUUCUAGAUGUCUCCUCAGAGAAGAAACCUGACGAAGUAUUAAUCCUAGGGGUGUCUGUUGGUGAAACGAAGAAAGACCAAACACCAGGAACAGGGAACUGGAAACUUAAUCCUUCUGGUGAACACAACCGUAGUUCUGUUCUUUUACGUACUUUGAAAGAGGAAGAAGAGGAGCUAGAUUUAGAUGGGGAGGAAGAUAACAGAAUAAAGAUUGCUGGUAAAGAUUCCAGUCUAAAGGAGUCUCCAGAGUUUCCUACACAGUGGUCUCAAAUAAAAAAAACGAAUAAGGCUUUGAGCACAAGCCAAGCAGUGACAUCUUCAUUUUCCAGAACAGAUAUUCUGAAAAGCUCAGACUUGAAGGAGAUGGUUAGUGAUGGCUCAAUAAGGAUGUUUCUGGCCCUUUUUGACUAUGAUCCUGCAUCUAUGUCACCUAAUCUUGAUGCAGCUGAAGAGGAACUCCCAUUUAAAAAGGGGCAGGUUGUAAAAGUGAUUGGUGAUAAAGAUGUCGAUGGUUUCUACCAAGGUGAAAUUGAAGGAAAGGUUGGAUACAUUCCAUGUAAUAUGGUGUCUGAGGUGGAGAUGGACAGUAUUGAAAUGAAACAGCAGUUGUUAAAACAGAAUUCUGUACCUGGUAUGGAUUCCAGGAUGAAUUUAGUAAAGCUGGGUAUACAAGAUAGGAAUGACAAGUCUCACUCGGAAUGUGUCCAGCGAGAUAGCAAGGUUGAGCAGCCUGCUUCUAAAACAAUGGUGGCUGUCUUUGACUACAACCCGAGGGAGAGCUCAAUAAAUGUGGAUGUGGAAAGUGAACUAACAUUUAGUGCUGGAGAUAUUAUCACAGUAUUUGGAUCUGUAGAUGAUAGUGGAUUCUACUAUGGGGAGUUAAAUGGACAGAGAGGCCUUAUCCCUUCUGAAUUCCUGAAAAUUGUGUCUUUGGAGGAGGAGUGAAAGUCAGGUGUUGUUUGAAAGACGCUUCAAGAAAUAGGAGGAAGAGAAGAAGAAUCUAGUAAUACAAAGAAAAAGGACGCACCUAACUGUAGAUGAAAAACGCAUUAUUAGUGAAGUCUAGUAUUAAAAGUUUUCCAUGAAAAUAUAUCAUAUAGAAUCAUUAUUUUUAAUAUGGCAGAAGAAAUACCUAGCAGACAUGAGAAGUGAAUUUCAUUUCAAUUUUAAAACUUUGGCCAUAAUUUUUUUGUUGUAUAUCUUUUCAGGGGAAGAUGUGUGUGGAAAAAUGAGUGGAUACUUCAUGUACUGAUUCGAACUGUGUGCUGGGUAGUCAAAAUUCAGCCAUUCUUUUUGACAAAUGCCUCAGCACUUACUAACAUAAGCACAUGUCCUUUAAAUGGGAAUUUGUGAUUAGGAUAGCAUAAGGGAUGCUCUGCAAGGGCAUUCAUGCCACAUUCAGGCCCUUUUUGUACUAAAAGGAGUUAAGAUUUGCAUACUGUAAGGGCUGUGUUUGCUCAGGGAAUAGUCACUUGAAGGGUAGGUUUUAUUAAGAAAGAUUCUUUCGGGUUAAUGUUAAAGUCCCCAGUCCUGCAAGUGACUCAGUAGAGAUGCUCAGGUGCUCACCUGCACAGAAUUACAUCCAGGAUCAUAACCAACUUUUGUGCAGUUUAUAUUAAAACCUGAGCUGAAGUUUUCUGACUCUUAAAGCUUACUUAGUUUACAUGUUCAUUUACUAACUUGAAAUAUUAAGCUAUUUUACUUGUUAGUUUAUUGUGGUUUUUUUACAUAUCUAAAUACUUGUUUUGUUAUUUAUAAUUCACUUGCUCACUGAAGAACUUGUGAAGAGUGAACUUGGCUAUGGGGAUCAAAGCUGCAUGUAUAGAUGAUUUUUAAAGGAGAGUUUACAGAUAAUUCCUUAGGAGAAGGGUUCAUUGUGUUAAGAUGAUUAAUUUUUUAGACAAAUGGCAUAUGUGCUAUUUUUUUUUAAAAGCAGGGUUAAUUUCUCUGCGUAUUUCACUUUGUCAUAAGAGAAUAAAUUGUUUAGUUUUUCCUUUUUGAAUAUUAAAGGAGAAAAUAUUAUAACUUGCAAAUUGGAUUGUAAUAAAACCUAUUUGUUAUUUCAUA
Molecule: messenger RNA, 6186 nt
Organism: Alligator mississippiensis (American alligator)
Lineage: Eukaryota; Metazoa; Chordata; Crocodylia; Alligatoridae
Product: peripheral-type benzodiazepine receptor-associated protein 1
Exons: 1
Coding region: 1-5064 (1687 amino acids)
Biological process (GO): neuromuscular synaptic transmission
Molecular function (GO): protein binding
Source: RefSeq, a predicted model, not a curated record